AUUACUUAUUCAAAAACGGAUUUUACUUCAGUAUCAAUUAUUUGUAUAGAUAGAUAUAUAGAUAGACUUUUUUUUUAUUGGUACACCCUGGACUGGUAGCCAGCCCUCGUGAGGAAAAAGCGGUAGAAAAUGAAUGAAUGAUUGAUUGACCCCUGACCUUGACUGUAGUUAUGGUGCUAGCAUGAUGCUUUAUGUUUACAGUCUGUGGUUCUAGCCUCUUAUAACAUGGAGUAAAAUGUAAUCUGCGGAUUGGAUUUAAUUAAGGAAAUAAGAAGCUUUGGAUAACAUUGAGAGCGACUAUAGAAGCAACAAUGAAUGUCGUUAAGAUGUACGUCUUAGCAAUAUGGAGCUAACUGCAUUACUUGAAACUGCAGCUAUAUACAAGAGAGAGGCUAACAUUGCGGUCCUUUAGUCGCACAGUUCCAAAGUGGGAGGGGGUACGCAGUGUUCUUUGCAGGAGUUGACUUAAAUGGCUGGAGAGCACCCCCGGAGCACGAGCUGUUUCUUCCUUUAAGGAGAAUUAAAUGAGCUUUUUUAACUCGGGACUGACUCAUCCUGCUUGGCCUCUAAAGCUAAAGGUGGCGUGCCUUUGUAGCUUCUCAUUGGUCGGUGGAGUAGGCUGAUAAAUGCACUUUUAUAUGCUAAUUCGGCUGCACGCUGACAGCAUAUGUUGGCCUCAUGCUGCCCAGGCUUUGAAUUCAUUAGUCAUAUCCUCAAUUUUUAUCCAAUUUCAUAUCUCUUCAUAUAAAUGAGGGGGACAUAUUCAGUUGGCAUAACUGCAUCGUUCUAAUGACCAAUGGGGGCAUAAAGGAGUAACUAUUAUGUUCAGAGAUAUAUUAAUAUACCAAACAAAGCGGGAUUUUCUGUUUUGACAAUUUAGAACAGGGGUCUCAAACACGCGUCCCGCGGGCCAAAUGUGGCACACAGGACACAAGUUUGAGGCCCCCGCCUUGAUAUGAAAGUUUAAUGUCAGUGCGUCCCGCGCAAGUUUGAUAUGGAUGCUGUAUGGUAUCAUGUACCCAGAAAAAAUUAUUACGUUUGAUUCAUGUUCAUGUUAAAGGUUAAAUAACUGUUAAUAGUUAUCCUCCCUACCCGUGUGGAAGUGGUAAGUUUUUGGCUAUUUAAGUUGAAAGGAAAUAACUUGGAGGCUCGAUACGUUGUAUAUUAUGUUGUUUAUAUUCGGUGUCGGGCUGCACGGCGGUCGAGUGGUUAGUGUGCACACCUCACAGCUGUGAGAACCGGGUUCAAUUCCACCCUCGGCCAUCUCUGAGUGGAGUUUGCAUGUUCUCCCUGUGCAUGCGUGGGUUUUUUUUCCGGGUACUCCGGUUUUACUCCCACAUUCCAAAAACAUGCUAGGUUAAUUAGCGACUCCAAAUUGUCCAUAGGUAUGAAUGUGAGUGUGAAUGGUUGUUUGUCUAUAUGUGCCCUGUGAUUGGCUGUACCCCGCCUCUCUCGAAUGAAUGAACGUGAUUCCUUGCCAUAUUCAAUACUAUGAUAAAAAAGUAGCGAAUAAAUGGCCACCAUGUUGGAAUUGAGCAUUUCUCCUUGGCGAUGGGAAGAGGAGGAUAAUGGAAGAGACAGCCAUGAGGAAAGUGCUCUCCUCAGCCCUGACUCAUGCUCCUCUCUCCUCCCCUUGCUUUUUCUUCUUCUCUCCUCCUCCUCCUCACUCUCUCUCUCUCCUUUAGAAGACUUUUUUCUCUUUCCAGACUCUCCUGUCCGUCACUCACACAAUCCUCCCGGCUCUCUCCGAGCAUCAUCUCCACGUCUGCGUUCUUCACCCGACAGCCACCAUUCCCACCUCGGAGAGCUCCACGCUGGCAGCGCAGCCCCUUCCCCGGCUGAGCAUCGGGCGUAAGACCCUGGUGGCAGCCGCCGUGGGGGUCAUGCUGGUUCUGGUACUGGUGGUGCUCAUUCCCGUGCUGGUCAGCUCCGUGGGGAUGGGCGGUGGCGAGGACGGUGCCGGUCGUUACGAGAUGCUUGGAACCUGCCGCAUGGUGUGUGACCCCUUCCCCACGCCGGGCACCGGGGAGCCGGUUACUGCCGAGCGACAGGUGGACGACGGAGACGAGGCGGGAUUGGCCGAUCACAGCAUCGGACCGCCGUUGCCGACGUACGGCGCUCACGGCUCCCACGGCAGACCUGGAAGCCCCGGUAAGCCUGGACCCCCUGGGCCCCGUGGAGAACCGGGCCCUCCAGGGCCAAAGGGGCCACCAGGGGAUGCUAUGGAUGUCGUACGGACCGGGAUUCUAAACUUAGGCGAUAAAGGCUCCGCGACGUACAACACCACGCCCCGAGUUGCUUUUUACGCGGGGCUCCGGAAUCCGCAGGAAGGCUACGACAUCCUGCGCUUCGACGACGUCGUGACCAACAUCGGGGGCAAUUACGAGGGCGCCACGGGGAAGUUCACCUGUAAGAUUCCCGGCACCUACUUUUUCAUAUACAACGUUCUGAUGAGGGGCGGAGACGGCACUAGCAUGUGGGCCGACCUGAUCAAGAACGGUCUGGUGAGGGCCAGCGCCAUCGCCCAGGACCAGGACCAGAGUUACGACUACGCUAGCAACAACGUUAUUCUCCACCUGGACGCGGGCGAUGAGGUUUUCAUCAAACUGGACGGCGGAAAGGCGCACGGCGGCAACAGCAACAAGUACAGCACCUUCUCGGGCUUCAUUCUCUAUGCCGACUAGCGCGACCGCUUGCUUGACUUUUCACUUGCAAGCGAAGACGACGUUGCCCACAGCCACUGAUCGACAGUCACGUAAGCUGGAUUAGUGGUUAUGGGUAAUGGGUCUACCUCUUUUGUCCAUUCAGGGUGCCUACGCCGCCAUUCCGAUGACCCGACCUAACACGUCAUAUCGUGCCAAAGUGCGGUCACGAUUCCGACAACAUCAUCUCCAAAUCGGAAUCUCUUGUUUGUUGGUGUUCUUGCAUUCUUAUUAGUGCGCUAAAGUGUCGUAAUCUUUGAGAUCGGAGGCCAGAAUGAGAUUGUCUUUGUGUAGCAGAUCUGAUAUUGAACCUUGUCAGUCCGAGUCCUGUUUGUUUGAGACUUUGAUGAAAUAUUUGUGCCGUGUGACGUGCGAACAUGUUAGCAUCUGUUGAACUUCAGCAUGCAGCACCUGUUAAAAUCGAUACGGAAACGAAUUAAAGGUCCCCUAUUGUGAAAAUUUGACUUUUUGAUGAUGUUCUGCCAGUAAUAUGUCCCAAAAUGUAAUGAAAACUAAACAGGUUUUUUUUUUUAGAAAAGUUUGGGUUUUGAGGCAGGGUUUGAACCCCUUUCUCAAGGAAAUGAGCUGUGAUCGCAACUUUGUGGAAAAGCAGGCUUCGCUACACACCAAAAACCAAAAAAUAAAAGCACUACCGACUAUUGGUUUGUCAACAUUAUUAUUUAACCUUUAACAUGAACAUGAAUCAAACGAAAAAAAAAUUUCCGGGUACAUGAUACCAUACAGCAUCCAUAUCAAACUUGCGCGGGGCCGCGCUAACAUUAAACUUUCAUAUCAAGGCGGGGGCCUCAAACUAGUGUCCUGCGGGCCACAUUUGGCCCACGGGCCGCGUGUUUUGGACCCCUGUUCUAAGCCAACCUACCAUGAUGUUGAAACACGAUUAAUGUCAGAACUGAAACUAUGCUACCGUCGCUAACGUUCGUGAACGUCAAUCAACACAAUGUGUUGCGGCGCUCAUUUGCAUUAAAGCUGCAGACACAAAACGGAGCUCACGAAAAACACUUUCCUCGCCUGUUAAAAUGGCUGAAAAAAAUAAUAAUAUGGGACCUUUAACAGUUUUUGACGUUUGUUGGUUUUUGGAA
Doryrhamphus excisus (bluestripe pipefish) is the source of this 3802-nucleotide messenger RNA. Its product is annotated as C1q-related factor-like. Lineage: Eukaryota; Metazoa; Chordata; Actinopteri; Syngnathiformes; Syngnathidae. Gene Ontology annotation, molecular function: protein binding. The record is from RefSeq and is a predicted model, not a curated record.